This is a messenger RNA of Anopheles stephensi (Asian malaria mosquito), 1040 nucleotides long. It is a transcript of the gene Prosbeta5, whose product is annotated as proteasome subunit beta type-5. Gene Ontology annotation, cellular component: proteasome core complex. Bases 99 to 953 code for a protein of 284 amino acids. Gene Ontology annotation, molecular function: threonine-type endopeptidase activity. The record is from RefSeq and is a predicted model, not a curated record. Lineage: Eukaryota; Metazoa; Arthropoda; Insecta; Diptera; Culicidae. The transcript is spliced from 3 exons.
UUUUUGUUUGUCAUCAUUUUCGUCCAGAAACUCACCGCAUAGUCACGAACGAGUGCAGUUUGUUUUCGCAGCUUAUUUCAGUGAAAAGUACAUCAACAAUGGCUCUAGCAGAACUUUGUGGAUUCCCUCAGGGCGGUCUGUUCAACGACGCUUCCAUGGGCAGCGACAUGUUCCACCGGGACAUCGCACUGAACACGCAGAACAUACAGAACAACAUGUCGCUUGCAGUGCCUCCGUUUCAGGAUCCGGCACUGAAUCUGGCAAAGCUGCAAGCCGCUGGUGAAUCGAGCGGCAUCAAGAUGGAUUUCGAUCAUGGUACCACCACACUCGGUUUCCGGUUCCAGGGAGGAGUCAUUCUCGCUGUCGACUCUCGUGCCACCGGUGGUCAGUUCAUUGGUUCGCAGACGAUGAAGAAGAUUGUGGAGAUUAAUGACUAUCUGCUGGGUACGCUGGCCGGAGGUGCGGCCGACUGUGUUUACUGGGACCGUGUGCUGGCCAAGGAGUGUCGCAUCUAUGAACUGCGCAACAAGGAACGAAUUUCGGUAGCGGCCGCCAGCAAAAUCAUGUCCAACAUUGUUUAUUACUACAAGGGUAUGGGUCUCAGCAUGGGCAUGAUGUUGGCCGGAUACGACAAACGGGGACCUCAACUGUAUUAUAUCGACUCGGAAGGUACUCGAACUCCCGGCAAGGUGUUCUCCGUUGGCAGUGGUUCGAUCUAUGCGUACGGCGUGCUCGAUUCCGGCUAUCACUGGGAUUUGACCGACGAGGAAGCACAGGACCUCGGCAGACGUGCGAUCUACCACGCCACUCACCGUGAUGCCUAUUCUGGUGGUAUUGUGCGUGUGUACCACAUCAAGCCGUCGGGCUGGGUUAACAUCUCCAACCAGGACUGCAUGGAUCUGCACUUCCAGUUCAAGGAAGAAAAGAAUAAGAAGUUUGGUGAAACAGCAUAGGUGGUUAGUGUUUAAUGAAGGGAAGGAAGGAAGAAUAAGUUUCCAAAUUUGGUGAAUAAAAUUGAUUCAAACACAUCGCUCUUGUAA